GUUUCAGAAGCAGGCGAGGGAACAAGAUGUGAACUGUUGCUCUUCGGAAGAAAAAGGUCCCCGCUGCCCUUCCCGCGAAGGCAAAUGUUCUGAAAAAACUCUGCAUGGGAAUGGCUUGCCUUACCAUGACGGAAAUGGAAGGAGUAUCUGUAUCUCCUGUACAUCAGAAUGGUGAUAUUCCUGGAAAUGCUAAUUCUGUGAAGCAAAUAGAUCCACUCCUACAGGUGUAUCUUUAUCAUUCUCUUGAGAAGGCUGAUGGAGAAUAUCUGAAUUUUCCAACUGGGGAGUAUGUUGCAGAAGAAAUUUGUGUUGCUGCUUCUAAAGCUUGUGGAAUCACGCCCGUGUAUCAUAGUAUGUUUGCUUUAAUGAGUGAAACCGAAAGGACCUGGUAUCCGCCCAACCAUGUCUUCCAUGUAGAUGAAUCAACCAGGCACAACGUACUCUACAGAAUAAGAUUUUACUUUCCUUACUGGUAUUGUAAUGGCAGCAACAGAACCUAUCGGCAUGGAGUGUCUCGAGGUGCUGAAGCUCCUCUUCUUGAUGACUUUGUCAUGUCUUACCUUUUUGCUCAGUGGCGGCAUGAUUUUUUACAUGGAUGGAUAAAAAUACCGGUGACUCAUGAAACGCAGGAAGAAUGUCUUGGAAUGGCAGUGUUAGAUAUGAUGAGACUAGCCAAAGAGAAGGAUCAAACCCCAUUGGACAUCUAUAGCUCUAUCAGCUACAAGACAUUCUUACCAAAAUGUGUUCGAGCAAAGAUCCAAGACUAUCAUAUUUUGACAAGGAAGAGAAUAAGGUAUAGAUUUCGCAGAUUUAUUGAGCAGUUCAGCCAUUGCAAAGCCACUGCCAGAAACUUGAAACUUAAGUAUCUUAUAAAUCUGGAAACACUUCAGUCUGCCUUCUACACAGAGCAAUUUGAAGUAAAAGAACCUGGAAGAGGUCCUUCAGGUGAGGAGAUUUUUGCAACCAUUGUAAUAACUGGAAACGGUGGAAUUCAGUGGUCAAGAGGGAAACAUAAAGAAAGUGAGACACUGACAGAACAGGAUUUACAGUUAUAUUGUGACUUUCCUGAUAUCAUUGAUGUGACUGUUAAACAAGGAAACCAAGAAGGCUCAAAUGAAAGUAGAAUUGUAACUAUCCAUAAGCAAGAUGGUAAAAAUCUGGAAAUUGAACUAAGCUCAUUAAGAGAAGCUUUAUCCUUUGUGUCAUUAAUUGAUGGCUAUUACAGAUUAACCGCGGAUGCACAUCAUUACCUCUGUAAAGAAGUAGCACCUCCGAUGGUGCUUGAAAAUAUACAAAGCAACUGUCAUGGCCCAAUUUUAAUGGAUUUUGCCAUCAGUAAACUGAAGAAAGCAGGUAAUCAGACUGGACUCUAUGUACUUCGAUGCAGUCCUAAGGACUUUAAUAAAUAUUUUCUGACUUUUGCUGUCGAGCGAGAUAAUGUCAUCGAAUAUAAGCAUUGUUUGAUUACAAAAAAUGAGAAUGGAGAAUACAACCUCAGCGGGACCAAGAAGAACUUCAGUAAUCUUAAAGAUCUUUUGAAUUGCUACCAGAUGGAAACUGUUCGCUCCGACAGUAUAAUUUUCCAGUUUACUAAAUGCUGCCCCCCAAAGUUGAAAGAUAAAUCAAAUCUUCUAGUCUUUAGAACCAAUGGCGUUUCUGAUGUACCAACAUCACCAACAUUACAGAGGCAUAAUAAUGUGAACCAAAUGGUGUUUCACAAAAUCAGAAAUGAAGAUUUGAUAUUUAAUGAAAGCCUUGGGCAAGGCACUUUUACAAAAAUUUUUAAAGGUGUAAGAAGAGAAGUAGGAGACUAUGGUCAACUGCAUGAAACAGAAGUUCUUUUAAAAGUUCUGGAUAAAGCACACAGAAACUAUUCAGAGUCUUUCUUUGAAGCAGCAAGCAUGAUGAGCCAGCUUUCUCACAAGCACCUGGUUUUAAAUUAUGGAGUAUGUGUCUGUGGAGAGGAAAAUAUUCUGGUUCAGGAGUUUGUAAAAUUUGGAUCAUUAGAUACAUACCUGAAAAAGAAUAAAAAUUCUAUAAGUAUAUUAUGGAAACUUGAAGUGGCUAAACAGUUGGCAUGGGCCAUGCAUUUUCUAGAAGAAAAAGCCCUUAUUCAUGGGAAUGUGUGUGCCAAAAAUAUUCUGCUUAUCAGAGAAGAAGACAGAAAGACAGGAAAUCCUCCUUUCAUCAAACUUAGUGAUCCUGGCAUUAGUAUUACAGUUUUGCCAAAGGACAUUCUUCAGGAGAGAAUACCAUGGGUACCACCUGAAUGCAUUGAAAAUCCUAAAAAUCUAAACUUGGCAACAGACAAAUGGAGUUUUGGUACCACUUUGUGGGAAAUCUGCAGUGGAGGAGACAAGCCUCUGAGUGCUUUGGAUUCUCAAAGAAAGCUCCAGUUUUAUGAAGAUAGGCACCAGCUUCCUGCACCAAAGUGGACAGAAUUAGCAAAUCUUAUUAAUAAUUGUAUGGAUUAUGAACCAGAUUUUAGACCUUCUUUUAGAGCCAUCAUACGAGACCUUAAUAGUUUGUUUACUCCAGAUUACGAGCUAUUAACAGAAAAUGACAUGUUGCCAAAUAGGAUAGGCACCCUCGGGUUUUCUGGAGCUUUUGAAGACCGAGACCCGACACAGUUUGAAGAGAGACACUUGAAAUUUCUACAGCAGCUUGGCAAGGGCAAUUUUGGCAGUGUGGAGAUGUGCCGGUAUGACCCUCUACAAGACAACACUGGGGAGGUGGUGGCCGUGAAGAAGCUCCAGCACAGUACUGAGGAGCACCUGAGAGACUUUGAAAGAGAAAUCGAAAUCCUUAAAUCCCUGCAGCAUGACAACAUUGUCAAGUACAAGGGAGUGUGCUACAGUGCUGGCCGGCGUAAUUUAAGAUUAAUUAUGGAAUAUUUACCAUAUGGAAGUUUACGAGAUUAUCUCCAAAAACAUAAAGAACGGAUAGAUCAUAAAAAACUUCUGCAGUAUACAUCUCAGAUAUGCAAGGGCAUGGAGUAUCUUGGUACAAAAAGGUAUAUCCACAGGGAUCUGGCAACAAGGAAUAUAUUGGUGGAGAAUGAAAACAGGGUUAAAAUUGGAGAUUUUGGCUUAACCAAAGUCUUGCCACAAGACAAAGAAUACUACAAAGUGAAAGAACCUGGUGAAAGUCCCAUAUUCUGGGUGAGAAAUUAAAGAAGUUAAAUGGAAUUAACUAGAAAUCCAUAAAGAUUAGUUAUAUGGAUUUUAAGCAGUUUGGGCAUACUUAAUAAAUACAAUCUGAUAAACAUUUAUUAAGUUUCUACUGUUCCAAACACCAUACAAGGAGCUUGGGAUAUGAAGAUAGGGUCAGCAUCAGAAAAGCAACAACAACAACAACAACAACAACAAACAACUGUGCCUGGUUACUAAGAAAACCGAACUGAAAAGGAAAUGUUUGAUGUGGCAGGCAUAUUCAGCCGACAGGUUCACUACGCAUUAUCCCUUCCCUUGCAGAGCUCAUAGAUAAAAAAAAAAAAAAUCAAAUGUGUGGUCAGUCAUUGCAGUGUGGCCAGUCAUUGCAAUCAUUAUAUCAUAAGUGCAAUAAUGAAGAAUAUAAUGGGAAAACAUAAGAAUGUGGAUAAUUCCCCUGAGGGUUUAAUCAGAGAAAACUACAACCAGGAAGUGACAUUUCAAUUAUUGAUUAAUAGUUUACCAGGUAGAGAAGAGCAAAGGUGUUCCCUGAGGAGGAAGACUAGAACUGGAGGGGCAGGGACUUGGAAGUGAGUGGCACAGUCCCAGAGCAAACGGGGAGUGAUGGCGGCCGGAAAGGGAUUGAGCCUGGUGCGCCGUGUUGAUGAGUUCAAGCCUCAUUCAGUAGACCGUGUGUAGGUAGGAAAUUAUAGGCCUCAUCCAAGGGAAUAUCAUGUUGAGAUUCAUAUUUUAGGAAGAGAGAUCUACUUUUGGUGGAGAACAGAAAUUCUCAAAGUGUGGGGACACCAGGUUCUCGUUUUAGGGGGUCCAGGAAGUCAAAGGUAUUUCCAUAAUAACACUAAGAGGUUAUUUGUGUUUUCACUCUCAUUGUUUCAACUAAUAAUGUAGAAUAAUUAUAACAAUAUAAAGUUAUGUGAAAUUGUUCUCUCUUGUUUUCUCUCAAAGUAUCUUUUUGUACUGAACUCACCUUUCUCUGUGAGUUAUAAAGUGCCUGUAUGAUGAGAUGAAGUGAGGUGGAUGGCGUAAGCCUUGUGAUGUGGCGUUAGGUCAUCUGCAUCUGGGCUGUGGUUAACCACUAGUUACUGAGACCCAAGAAAGCAAAACUGUGGAUGAGGGGGGGGAACUACUGUAAAUUGAAAUUAACUUUUAAAUUUCCUGUGACCACAAAACUCAGAAGUAUUUACAUUUUUCUUCUGGGUUGGGUUAUCAUUGAAGUUAUUAUCAGGAUACAGUGUUCCAAUGCAAUAUAAAUAAAUUACAAAUUGGAUAAUUGUUUAAAGUUUUUUAUUGGAAGCAUUUCUUUUUUUUAUGUUUAUUUUUGAGAGAGAGAGAGAGAGAGAGAGAGCAAGCGAGCACGAACGAGGGAGGGGCAGAGAGAGAGGGAGACAGAGAGUCCCAAGCAGGCUCCAGGCUCCGAAAGCUGUCAGCACAGAGCCCUAUGUGGAGCUUGAACUCAGGAACUGUCCUGAGCUGAAGUCAGACGCUUAACCGACUGAGCGCCCCAGGUGCCCCUGGAGGUAUUUCUUAAUAAGAUAAAUGGAGCUAUUUUCCCCUCCGAUUAGUUCAUAUAUCCCUGUAUGAAUAUUAAUUUCUAUCAUGGGACCAGAUUCAGCUUAAAUUCUGUUUAUUUUGCCUUUUUGUAGAUGUGAGCACUGAGAAAAGUUGUGUAAAUAAGUAUAUAGGAAUGGAAAGAGUUUUGUUAUAACAGUAUUCAUUUCUGUGACUCUUUCUGAGAUGAGCAAAAAAGUAUACAAUGAAGUACCAUUAAAAUUUAUCUCUUACCUGGCAACUUCAUUAAAUCCAUUCUUUUUUUGAAUUUUAUUGAAAGUAAAGAAUUAAACCACUUGAUUUUCAAAAGUGAAAUCAUUAAAGUCAUUCCUUUUCUCAAUUUCUGGGAAGUAUACUAAAAGUUUUUUAAAAAUCUGACUUUAUUGUUCAACUCUAGAAGUAAGUGUGUUAAAACUGUGAAAUAUUAGGGGCUCCUGGGUGGCUCAGUCUGUUGAGUGUCCGACUUCGGCUCAGGUCAUGAUCUCAUAGCUCGUGAGUUCGAGCCUCACGUCAGGCUGUGUGCUGACAGUUCAGAGCCUGGAUCCUGCUUCGCAUUCUGGUUCUGUCUUCUCUCAAAAAUAAAAAUAAAACAUUAAAAAGAAAAAACUGUGAAAUAUUAUUUAAAAAAAUAAAUUGCCACAUGUGUGGAGGCAUGUUUAUAAUAAAGCAUAUUCACCAGAGCACCUUCCUUUCAAGAUUCCUUCUUUUCUAAUUUUAAAUAUUCAGUUUCAUACUUAAUUUUGUAUUUUUUGUUAUAAAGAAAGGUCCCAAAUUAUGUAAGCUUUGGGCCCUCUAUUUCUCCCUGCAUGUCUGGAAAAAUAAAUCACAAGGGCAGCCAAGAUAAGCUUGAGAUGAUACAUAUCUUGUAUAAUUAAUUUUAUACUGUUAUGAAAAUAAGAUAAGUCCUUUCUUAUUACUUAGUUUGCAAUAAAUAAUACAGAAUAAAAUGUAGCUAAGAUUAGAAUGUAUGAAGUAAUGUAUAUGGUAAAAUGUUUAUUAUUCCUUUAGUAAUUGUGUUGGGGAGACGUAUGUACCAAACUGAUGUUUGACUUUGGAGAAACAUUAAAUAAGUUAGUGUAAAAAUCAGAAAUAACAUCAUUUUUAUCAUGAUCAAAAUUUUCCUGUGUAUUUAAUGGAAUGGAAAGCUAUAUACUGCCAAAAACUAGGCCGUUGGAAUAGUUUUAUUUUUAUAUUAGCAAGUGUUAAAUGUUUUAUAUAAUGAAAUGAGACUGACUAAAUUUUGUACAAAUAUUUCAGAUGUAUGAGUUGAUAAAAUAGGUUUUAACUAAUUUAUUGAGUAAUGAACACUAAAUCUGAAGUAUUAAAGAGAACUCAUACAGUUUUUAUACAUGAGAUAUAGCCAUCAUAUCUUUUAAAGUUAUAAUUUCAUGUAAUCUUGCUAUCUACAUUGCUUUUGUUAUUCAAAAGUGCUCUUUGUUUUAAGCUAACAACAUGUUUUAGCUUGUCCUAAGUGUUGGUGUUAAGAACUGAAGGAGGGGCACCUGUAUGGCUCAGUCGGUUAAGCAUCCGACUUCUGCUCGGGUCAUGAUCUCACGGUUUGUGAGUUUGAGCCCCGCAUCGGGCUCUGUGCUGACAGCUCAGGGCCUGGAGCCUACUUUAGGUUCUGUUUCUCUCUCUGUGCCCCUACCUUGCUCACGCUCUGUCUCUCUGUCUGUCUCUCUCAAAAAUAAAUAAACAUUAAAAAUUAAAAAAAAAAAAAAGGAAAAAUGCUCCUGCUAGAAUAUUUUUCUGUUGAAGCAGGCUUUUGGAUUCAUGGAGGAUCCACGCUGAGCUGGAGCAUGCUUAAGAUUCUCUCUUUCUCCUGGGGUGUGCCUGGAUGGCUCAGUCGGUUAAGCGUCUGACUCUGAAUAUUGGCUCGGGUUGUGAUCUCAUGGUCAUGAGAUUGAACUGUGCAUUGUGCUCUGUGUUGACAGCUUAGAGCCUACUUGGGAUUCUCUUUCUCCCUCUCCCUUUGCCCCUCCCCUGCUUGGUCGGUCUCUCUCUCUCUCUCAGAAUAAAUAAACAUUAAAAAAAAAAAUUCUUUCACUCUCCCCCUGCCCCUCUCCCCCAUUCAUAUGAGUGCAUUCUCUUUCUCGCUCUCAAAUCAAAAAAAAAAAAAAAAUCUUAAGAUUUCCACCUGGGAAGUAAGCUAAAUUGUUGAUGGCAUUCAAUGCAUAAGGAAAGUAAAAUAACCAGCAGGUUUUGGAAAAGUGGGAAUGGAGUUCUCUUUGCCUAAAGAAUCUAUUUAAUAUGGAAAUGUUCAGUAAGUCGAAACACAAAAGAAAGUUCAAAAAUAUGGUUAUAAAUUUAGGAGACAUUAGUAUAUAGGUGGAUGAAUAUUAUCUAAUGGAAAGUUUUGACAAAAAGAGGUUUGAUGAUAGAACCUUGGGAAACCCUAACUUAGAAAAUGGAGAAGGAAAGUGUUGGGGAAAUAUAAUUAGAAAUGAAAUCUCCUCCCAAUUCAGUAAACCUCUGCACAAAGAUAGAAAAGAAAGUUUUAUUACUGAAUAAGCUUUAACCCUGAGCGUCAUGUGCAUCACACAAGUGAUCUGCUAAGAGACUGUAAAGACAAGAAAGAAAUCUCACCUCCUUCUGUGGCCAAGCAGAUUCAACCCAUUACGUACAUGUUGUCAAGAUAAACAAUAGCUAGUCCUCAAGUAAGAGAA
This is a messenger RNA of Panthera uncia (snow leopard), 7384 nucleotides long. RefSeq names its product Janus kinase 2 (gene JAK2). The transcript has 22 exons. Gene Ontology annotation, molecular function: cytokine receptor binding; non-membrane spanning protein tyrosine kinase activity; ATP binding. The record is from RefSeq and is a predicted model, not a curated record. NCBI's taxonomy places the organism in Eukaryota, Metazoa, Chordata, Mammalia, Carnivora, Felidae. Gene Ontology annotation, cellular component: cytoskeleton; cytosol; membrane. The coding region runs from base 105 to 3173 and encodes 1022 amino acids. Gene Ontology annotation, biological process: hemopoiesis; cytokine-mediated signaling pathway; cell surface receptor signaling pathway via JAK-STAT.